Messenger RNA from Thermothielavioides terrestris NRRL 8126, 1287 nucleotides. RefSeq names its product subunit C of CAF1 complex-like protein. The coding region runs from base 1 to 1287 and encodes 428 amino acids. Lineage: Eukaryota; Fungi; Ascomycota; Sordariomycetes; Sordariales; Chaetomiaceae. The transcript has 4 exons. Gene Ontology annotation, molecular function: histone binding. Gene Ontology annotation, biological process: regulation of gene expression. The record is from RefSeq and is a predicted model, not a curated record. Gene Ontology annotation, cellular component: Rpd3L complex; cytoplasm; Rpd3L-Expanded complex.
AUGGAUGACCAGGAUGAUGCCGUCAUGGAGCAGAGGCUCAUCAAUGAAGAGUACAAGACGUGGAAGAAGAACAGCCCGUUCCUCUACGACAUGAUCUUAAGUACGGCGCUGGAGUGGCCGACCCUGACGACGCAGUGGUUUCCCGAUGUCAAGGACGUCAAGGACAGAAACUACACGGUGCACAGACUGCUCAUCGGCACCCACACUGCUGAGGGCAAACCCAACCAUCUUCAGAUUGCCGAGCUCGAGAUUCCGAAAUUCGUCCAACCUAACCCCCGCGACUACGACGAGGAGCGGGGCGAGAUUGGCGGCUACGGCGCCAAGGGGUCGUCCGGGGAGCCGCCUGUCAUCAAGUUCAACAUCACCCAGAAGAUUGACCACCCGGGCGAGGUCAACAAGGCGCGGUAUCAGCCUCAGAACCCCGACAUCAUCGCCACCCUCGCUGUUGACGGCAAGGUCUUGAUCUUUGACCGCACUAAACACAGUCUGACACCCACGGGCACGCCGAACCCCCAGAUCGAGUUGGUCGGCCACAAGGCGGAAGGUUUCGGCCUGGCAUGGAAUCCGCACGAGGAGGGCUGUCUUGCGUCCGGCAGCGAGGACAACACCAUGAUGCUCUGGGAUCUGAAGACAAUACAGGGCUCGGGCAAGACGCUGAAGCCGUGGCGCAAGUAUACGCACCACAGCCACAUCGUCAACGACGUGCAAUACCACCCUCUGGUCAAACACUGGAUUGGCACCGUGUCCGACGACCUGACACUCGCCAUCAUCGAUGUGCGCAACCCGACUACCACGAAAGCGGCUGUCGUCGCCCGCGAUGGGCACAGCGACGCAAUCAACGCGCUGUCGUUCAACCCGCGGCACGAGAUCCUCAUCGCCACGGCAUCGGCCGACAAGACAAUCGGCAUCUGGGACAUGCGCAACCUCAAGCAGAAGAUCCACACGCUUGAGGGCCACAACGAUGCCGUCACGUCGCUCGCGUGGCACCCUACCGAGACCAGCAUCUUGGGUAGCGGAGGCUACGAUAGGCGGGUUCUCUUCUGGGAUGUCAGCCGUAUUGGCGACGAGCAGCUGCCGGAGGACGAGGAGGACGGCCCGCCGGAGCUGCUCUUCAUGCAUGGCGGGCACACCAACCACCUUGCCGACUUCAGCUGGAACCUCAACGACCCCUGGCUUGUGUGCAGCGCGGCCGAGGACAAUCUCCUCCAGAUCUGGAAGGUAGCAGACGCGAUCGUCAACCCGGCUGACUUCGACCUGCCGAUGAACGAAAUGGACGCGUCCAAUUAG